Molecule: messenger RNA, 3537 nt
Organism: Trachemys scripta elegans
Lineage: Eukaryota; Metazoa; Chordata; Testudines; Emydidae
Product: leukocyte immunoglobulin-like receptor subfamily B member 3
Exons: 6
Coding region: 146-1321 (391 amino acids)
Source: RefSeq, a predicted model, not a curated record
GGGUGCUCUCCACAGAGACACAGACAAGCUGGGAGCUGCAUGAUGCUUGGCCAGGCUGACAGCCCCUGGGUUUCCUGGGUUUUGCAAAGCUUUCUGUUUACUUUGACUGUGCUAGAUUUUGCCUGCAGAUUAGAGACAGGGUGAGAUGGACACAGGAACAGAUGAGAUAUCGUCGACUUCCUGUAGCCCGGAUGUUGGAGGAAGCGCUGAGGGGCCCCUCGCUGCCCCCAUCAUGGCGUCUGCUCUCACUGUCCUCCUCCUCGACCUCAAGUACCCCAAACCCUCCAUCUCCCUGAGCCCCAGUGGGGAUGUCGCCCUGGGGGGAGCUGUGACCGUCCAGUGUCAGGGUCGGCACCAGAACAUGAGGUUCCUUCUGUACCAAGAUGGAAACCCAAAUGUGCUCCAGGACGCAGAACCUGCUGGGGACCUGGCUGAGUUUCCCAUUCGCGACGUGAGCCAGAGAGAUGCAGGGAGCUACAGCUGCUAUCAUCAUGACAAAGUGUACCCGUUCACCUGGUCGCAUCCCAGCGACCCUGUGGAGCUGGUGGUAGCAGGUGAGGGGCCCGGCUCAGUAUCCCCGCUCCCAGCCCCACACCCAGCCGGACCCUCAGGGGCAAGGGCAUGUGCGAGGGGGCAAGCUGACACAGGCCCCCCUGAAUCAAUGGGGCACAGAACUCCUCUGGGGAGCAGAGGCAAGUCCUCUGGCUGCGGGGGGGCACACAAAGUGCCCCUCCAAAAGUGGCCACAUUUUUAUUCCUUUCCUCAUUCAGGGCUCGGUGGAGCUUGGCACCGGGGCGGUGGUGACAGCGCUGAGGGGCCCCUUGCUGCCCCCAUUAUGGCAUCUGCUCCCAUGAUCAUCUUCCUUGGCUGCUGGCUGGCCGGGCAGAGCAGGGUGUCGGGACAGACCACCUACUCCAAACCCUCCAUCUCCCUGCACCCCAGCAGGGAGGUGACCCCGGGGGAAGCCGUGACCGUCCGGUGUCAGGCUCCAUACCAGAACAUGAGGUUCCUUCUGUACAAAGAUGGAAACCCGACCGCGCUGCAGGAGGUGGAGCCGGCUGGGAACGUGGCUGAGUUUCCCAUUCGCAAUGUGAGCCGCAGAGAUGCAGGGAACUACCGCUGCCAAUAUAGCAACAAAAUGGACCUGUCUGCCUCUUCGCAUCCCAGUGACCCUGUGGAGCUGGUGGUAGCAGGGAGAACUGACCCAACUCCGCUGGGAAUGAUGACGGCUUCCACCCAACCAAGCAGCGCGGGGCCAGGUCCUGUAACCUAUAGGAUUAGCCUGCUUGCUUGCAUAUAUGUAUCUUUUCUUAUAGUUUAAGUAUUAUAUAUACUCGUUCAUAAGCCGAAUAUUUUUGGUAAAAAAGUGACGCAUCAAAGCGCGGAGAUUGGCUUAUAAACAGUGUACACCAAAAUUUGAUGAUUUUAAACUCUAUGUAAUCAUUCCCGUAGCUCCCAUUGGCUGGGAACGGUGGACCGCAGCCACAGGGAACUGAGGGGCUCCAUGCCUGCAGAUGCUCCAAGUAAACAAAACGUCCCACCAGCGGCUUACCCUGACAGGCCGGGAGCCAAAGUUUGCCAACCCAUUUAUUGAUGUCAAUACUGCAGCCUUUUAAAGUUGCAAAGGGUUUGUUUAGUGGACUAGAUUGGCUUGAAAUGGACCUCAUAAGUCUUGAGCCAAUAGGAAAAUAUAACACGUAGAAUCAAUGGAAUCUCUAAUAAAAUUGAAAUAGCUUGAUAUCCCUACAGACUUGCCAAUCUACAGGGCUGCUUUGAAAUAAACAAAGAACAAUAAUAAUUUGACAGUGAUAAAGCAGGUGACAUUCCUCUAUAAAGUCCUACAAAAUCUAUAACUACAAUAAUAAUAAUCAUCAUCUAUUUUCAUACUAGUAUUUAAAAUGAACAACCGUGAAAUCAAAAGAAAAAGGUCUUCUUAUCACGCAGCGUUCAAACGUAAAGUUGUUGAAGAUGCAGAAGCAAACAAUAAUUGUGCCGCUGCUCGUGAAUUCUGUAUCAAUGAGAAGCAAGUAAGAGAAUGGAGAAAAAAUAAAACAAUAAAAGACAUGCCAAGAAACAAGGAAAAAUGUCCAACGAGGUGCGCUUCAUUUCCUGAACUAGGGAAAGAUCUCAAUAAUUGGGUUGUUGAAUGUCGACAAAAUGGGUACAAUGUCACUAGAACUGGAAUUCGUCUGCGUGCUCUGCAAAUGUCGAAAGACAACAAAUACAAGUCAGUAAAGCCGUCAAUGUUUGUCGCAUCAGCGGGUUGGUGUACUCACUUCAUGAACCGUCAUGGUCUCUGUCUUUGUCAGCGAACAAAGAUAGCGCAAAAGCUGCCGAGAGAUCUGGAAGAAAAAAAUCAAAUCUUUCGAAAGGUUUAUUAUAAAAUAUCAAAAGGAAUAUGCAUUUGAACUGUCACAAAUAAGAAAUAUGGACAAAACACCAAUGACAUUCAACCUCUGGAGCAACAGAACGGUAACUGGUGUUGGUGAAAAAACAGUUUUAAUUAAAACCACUGGCCAUGAAAAAAAUCCAUUUUACGGUGGUUUUAUCAUGUUUGCCAAAUGGAUCAAAGCUCCCUCCUGUUGUUAUUUUUAAAAGAAAAACCUUGCCUAAAAACAUGAAGUUUCCUGCUGGUGUCAUCGUACGUGCACACGAAAAGGGAUGGAUGGAUGAAAGUGGGACUACUGAAUGGCUGGAAAAAGUGUGGAAUAAGAGACCAGGAGCACUUUUCAAGAAACCUGCUAUGCUCAUUUGGGACAUGUUCAGGGCACGCAAGACGGAUGAGGUGAAAAAUGUGGUGAAAAAUAUGAAAACUCCUUUGGCUGUAAUACCUGGAGGCUUAACUUCAGCUCUACAACCGCUUGAUGUCUGCCUGAACAAACCCUUUAAAGACAGGCUACGCAAAAUGUGGUCUGAAUGGAUCUGCUCAGGCAUGGCGAAGUUGACAAAAGGUGGCAAUCUUACGAAGUCCGAAAUCAAUCUGGUCGCCCAGUGGAUCAAGGACGCGAGGGUGUCCAUUCCCUCGGAAAUGGUAGAAAAAUCAGGAAAAUUAGGAAAUGCUGUAUCAGCAAUGCACUCGACGGGUCGGACGAUGAUGCCAUAUUUAAUGAUGACACAACAGAGGCUGAUGAUGAGAAGGAAUCUGAGUCUGAAGACGACACUGCCAACAUCUAUGAUGACAAUGCAGGUGCAGCUGUGACUGAAGCCGAGUUUAAUGAAUUGUUUGGUGGAUCAGAGAGUGAUUCAGCCUUUGAAGGAUUUUAAGACUUUUUAAAGUCUCAUAUUGUUCAAAGUUAGUUGUUUUAAAUAUCCAUUUACUGAUUUUAAAUAUUGACUAUAAUUUUGAAGGUGAAUACACAUUUGUUCAGUUAUUAUUAUAACAACAACAGGUGUUUUGUUAGAGUACAUUCAAAUAAUUCUAGCAAAACUUUUGAGGAUUUCUUGUGAUGCCAGCUUUUAAAAUAUAGCAGGGGCCAGAAAACUUUGGCUUCCGGCCCGUCAGGGUAAGCCGCUGUCACGUCAGGACGUUUUGUUUAC